Molecule: messenger RNA, 720 nt
Organism: Fraxinus pennsylvanica
Lineage: Eukaryota; Viridiplantae; Streptophyta; Magnoliopsida; Lamiales; Oleaceae
Source: the annotation of a GenBank genome assembly
AUGAAGACUCAAGAAGAAAAUGUUCAGUCCUCCUUGCUUGAUUCCCUUUUCAGUGAAGAAGAAAAAUGGGGAGAAUUUGAAGAAGGGAGUGAAAAUUUCAACUUUAAUGGUGGAAAUCUGUUAAAUUUUCCUAAUCUGUUAACAGAACAAGAUUUGUUUUGGGAAGAUGAAGAUCUGAAAUCUCUUUUCUGCAAAGAAAAUGACAUAUUUGUCGAUGGAACAUGCUCCUCUUUCUCUGCAGGCACGCAUAGAUGCAGUGGAAUGGAUCUUGAAAGUCAAACUUUUUUUAUGGCCUAUUCUGCCCCGAAGCAUGUGAUCACAACAGAAAAGGCUGUAGAAACAGUAUGUGCAGGUACAAACUACAAAGAAACAUGUAAGGAUAACCUUUUGAAGACCGUUAAGGGUAGUGCAGCCACUCAACUAAAAGAAAUCCUCAAGGCCUUAAUAGACGUUGUUUCCGAGGGGGUUGAUGAAAUUAUUAUUGAUCGUGCCAAGACUAAAAAAAUUGAUAAGUCCCUGGAAAAGGAUGCAUUUGAUGAUUGUUUGGAACUUCUGAAAGAUGCCAAAGAAGAAUUAAAUUGUUCCAUUUUGACUAUUAAGGACACUGAUUUGGGCAAGAUUUCCUUGAGAAGGUCUGAUAUUAACAAUUGGUUGAGUGCAGUAACGUCUUCCCAAUGGAUAGGAGAAGGUUGCAACGUAGAAAGUGUUGAAAACUGCUAA